Molecule: messenger RNA, 1166 nt
Organism: Camelina sativa (false flax)
Lineage: Eukaryota; Viridiplantae; Streptophyta; Magnoliopsida; Brassicales; Brassicaceae
Product: 14-3-3-like protein GF14 nu
Source: RefSeq, a predicted model, not a curated record
AAGCCCAGUCUCUUCCCUUUUUCCCCCUAAUUUCUUCUCACUCCCCCCCCCCUUUCUCAAAGUCACAGGCUUCGAAUUCGACAAUCCCUAAUUCCAAAAUCCCACCCCACGGAUCUAGAAGUGUGUGAUAAUAAUAACACAGAAGAUGUCGUCUUUGCGGGAAGAGAAUGUGUACUUAGCCAAGUUAGCUGAGCAAGCUGAACGUUAUGAGGAAAUGGUUGAGUUCAUGGAGAAAGUCGCAAAGACUGUUGACACCGAUGAGCUUACUAUGGAAGAGAGAAACCUCUUGUCUGUUGCUUACAAGAACGUUAUUGGUGCUAGGAGAGCUUCCUGGAGGAUCAUAUCUUCCAUUGAACAGAAGGAAGAAAGCAGAGGCAACGAUGAUCAUGUUUCGAUUAUCAAAGACUACAGAGGAAAGAUCGAAACCGAACUCAACAAAAUCUGUGAUGGAAUAUUGAAUCUUUUGGAUUCUCACCUUGUUCCAACUGCAUCUUUGGCUGAGUCCAAAGUCUUUUACCUCAAAAUGAAAGGUGAUUACCACAGAUACCUUGCUGAGUUUAAGACUGGAGCUGAUCGGAAGGAAUCUGCAGAGAGCACCCUUGUUGCUUACAAGUCAGCUCAGGAUAUUGCACUUGCUGAGUUAGCUCCUACUCAUCCGAUUAGACUGGGACUUGCUCUUAACUUCUCUGUCUUCUACUAUGAGAUUCUCAGCUCACCUGAUCGUGCUUGCAGUCUUGCAAAACAGGCUUUUGAUGAGGCCAUUUCUGAGCUGGAUACAUUAGGAGAAGAAUCAUACAAAGACAGUACACUGAUAAUGCAACUUCUCCGUGACAAUUUGACCCUCUGGACUUCUGACAUCAAUGAUGAGGUGGGUGGUGAUGAGAUCAAGGAGGCGUCAAAACAUGAGCCGGAAGAGGGGAAACCAGCAGAGACAGGGCAGUGACCAGAUGAUGGUACGGAAGAAAUAUUUCUAAGUAUGUAUGGUACGGAUUUGGCUUUAGUUUCCAAAAACAUAUGAUAUUAUUAUUGGGGUUUGUAGUAGCAGCGAGAAAGAUCAUUAUUUGAUAUUCUCUUAGAAAACUUAAAAACCUCUGUUCCCUUUUCUUUAGUUGGUUUGUUUUUAAAAGCUCUUGAUCGCUGAUUCUCGCGAUAUUGCUUGUUAAGUA